Molecule: messenger RNA, 646 nt
Organism: Linum tenue
Lineage: Eukaryota; Viridiplantae; Streptophyta; Magnoliopsida; Malpighiales; Linaceae
Source: the annotation of a GenBank genome assembly
UUCAAACCCAAAACCCAACAAACCCGCUCAGCCAUUCUCUCUCCCCUCUCUCCAACUUUCGAACCCUCUCCCUCUUCUUCUCCCGAAAACCGCAGAACAGCGACGAGAGAGGCGACGCCGACGAGGAAAGCGACGGCGACGACGGCUGCGAGGUCGGCGACCGCUUGGUGGAUCUCCCGCCGCCGACGACGUUGACGCUGGACCGACCGACGAGGAAGAAGCCGCCGCCGACGAAGAAGAAAGAAGAAGAGGGAGCCGACUUCGCCGCCGAAGAAGGCCGCCGCCGUCGCCGCCAUGGGAGGUAGAAGAAGACGCUGAGUGAAUGGGGAGACCGAAAAAGAACUCAAAGCCCAACAAUGAGGGAGAAGGAUCAUCAAAGCAGCCACCGGAUGUACAACAACAAGAGGAACAACCCGUGAGGAAGAAAUCCAAAACUGUUCCACCAAAAUCUGCAGCGAAAUCUCGUGAAGCAGCUGGAUCAUCACAGCAGCCGCCGGCUGAACAACCACCAAAGGAACAACCCGGGAUGAAGAGAACGAAAAUGGUUGCAUCGAGAUCUCGUGAAGGAGAAAAAUCAAGGCAGCCGCCGCCUGCUAUUCCAGAAGUUGAGGAGGAAGAUGAGGAAGAAGAUGAUGAGGGAGAGGGU